This is a messenger RNA of Cadophora gregata, 927 nucleotides long. RefSeq lists its product as uncharacterized. The record is from RefSeq and is a predicted model, not a curated record. Gene Ontology annotation, biological process: mycotoxin biosynthetic process. Bases 1 to 927 code for a protein of 308 amino acids. NCBI's taxonomy places the organism in Eukaryota, Fungi, Ascomycota, Leotiomycetes, Helotiales, Ploettnerulaceae. The transcript has 4 exons.
AUGGCGCUUUUACAUCACGAAAAGGAGAGCAGAUACGCUACACUGGAGGAUGAUGAGGUCAUGUCCAUUGACCUUGAGAACGAUAAUGAUCACGACUCCGACACUACACUCGCCUCGGAUGGAUUUCUCAGCAGCAAACAGCCCACGUUUCGGGAGUCAAGAUACGAACACAAUUCAAGAUUAUCGACGGUGUUGACGUGGAUACGAUGGGGUGUUGUUGUGUUCUUCCAGGGGAUCAUCAUUAUGUUGUUGCUACCCACCAGUGGAGUUCUGAGUGAUGGCUGGGCUGGUCUAGGAACGGGGACUGGCUGGACGCAAGACAAAACCGAGACUGGUGGUGAUGUUAAUGGCUUGUAUAUUCCGACGAGCCACAAGUGGACUUUACUCACACCGGAUGAGGAGAUGUUCGUACCGAAUAUGACAAGCAACGACAACCGGAUGGAAGUGAGAAAGAACUGGGACAUGCUGAUGCCUCUCGGAAGCGGAAGCGUCUCAAUUCCAGACUGGGAGCAACACCCUAUGCUCGGGAAACCCAUCGCCACCGACCCCCUACGCUCCGGACCUAUCUUCGAAGCUUCCUGGACACACGCAUUACACUGCCUAUACUACACCGUAGACACCUACCACCAGCUUGUCGUAAACAACAAGUUCGGGUUCGACGGGGAACGAAAUGACUACCACGCAGCCCAUUGUUUCGAGUAUCUGAGAAACCAAAUUAUGUGUAUGUCAGACAUGACACUUGAAGGAUCGGAAUCAGUACUCGAUGCCACGGGCAAUGGACAGGCACAUAUGUGUCGGAAUAGAGAGGAGGCGAUCAAGUGGAUUGAGGAUAGGAGGGUAGAUGAUAUUCAGAGUAUUGUUGGACCUGAUCCACCGAAGGCUUCUAAUUCCACGGAGACGCCGGAUGAGGUGUCCGCUGAUUCAUAA